Messenger RNA from Lactuca virosa, 354 nucleotides. The record is from the annotation of a GenBank genome assembly. Lineage: Eukaryota; Viridiplantae; Streptophyta; Magnoliopsida; Asterales; Asteraceae.
AUGGAGUUUAACUCGGGCAGCGGCGGAGGUGCAAGAAGCGGUGGGAAUGACAUGGAGCUAUUAUCUAAGACGUUACAGGUGCAGCAUAAGCUGAUUUACUUUGAUCUCAAGGAGAAUCCACGCGGUCAUUACGUGAAGAUAUUGGAGAAGACGUCGGCGACAAGGUCCACCAUAAUCGUACCUUUCAAUGGAGUCUCUUGGUUCUUUGAUAUCUCCAACUACUACGUCACUUCUGAUGACCAAGAUAUUUCUAGCAAGGAACUCCAGCUUUAUAGCAAGGCAAUUUAUUAUAUUACACAUUACACAUACUAUACAUACGCUUUAAUAUUAAUUACUUUGCAAAAUGUGGAUUGA